This is a messenger RNA of Suncus etruscus (white-toothed pygmy shrew), 5888 nucleotides long. RefSeq names its product laminin subunit alpha 4 (gene LAMA4). The coding region runs from base 165 to 5615 and encodes 1816 amino acids. Gene Ontology annotation, biological process: cell adhesion; regulation of cell migration; regulation of embryonic development. The record is from RefSeq and is a predicted model, not a curated record. The transcript is spliced from 38 exons. Lineage: Eukaryota; Metazoa; Chordata; Mammalia; Eulipotyphla; Soricidae. Gene Ontology annotation, molecular function: signaling receptor binding.
UCUCCUUGUUGCUAAGUUCCUCCUUGGGCUGCCCUGAGUUCCCACAUCUGGAUUCUGCAGACCAGGCUCGGAGGAGAGGAGGCGAAAGGAGCCAGGCACCGCCUUUUUGCGGGAGGAACUCCCGGGACCACUGUGGAGCCCCUGGAGGCGGGUUGCGUGUCGCGAUGGCUUUGAGCUCAGCCUGGCGCUCUCUCCUGUCCCUCUGGCUGCUCUGGGGAGCCGUCGGGUCCAGUACUGCGUUCGGAGGCCGCAGUUUUCCUCUGGACAUUGAAGGACGCUUCACCGCCGGCAGACAAGAACCGCUGGAUCCCAGAAGCCUGACAUCUGCCACAAAGAAAUGCGGUGCUGGGUUCUUCCAAGCCCACUCUGGAGAAUGUUUGCCCUGUGACUGUAAUGGUCAUUCCAAUGAGUGCUUGGACGGCUCUGGAUUCUGUGUGGACUGCAAGCAGAAUACAACAGGAGAACACUGUGAAAAAUGUCUCGAUGGCUUUAUUGGAGAUUCCAUCAAUGGUGUGCCCCAUAUCUGCCAGCCAUGCCCGUGUCCACUGCCCCAUUUGGCCAACUUUGCAGUAUCCUGCUAUCGGAAAAGUGGAGUUGUUCGGUGUAUUUGCAAUGAAAACUAUGCAGGACCUAAUUGUGAAAGAUGUGCUCCUGGUUACUAUGGAAACCCCUUAUUGAUUGGAAGCACCUGUAAAAAAUGUGACUGCAGUGGAAAUUCAGAUCCCAACCUCAUUUUUGAAGAUUGUGAUGAGAUCACUGGGCAGUGUAGGAACUGUUUACCCCACACCACUGGGUUCAAGUGUGAACACUGUGCUCCUGGUUACUAUGGGGAUGCCAGGAUAGCCAAAAACUGUGCAGUGUGCAAUUGUGGGGGAGGCCCAUGUGACAGCGUAACUGGAGAAUGCUUGGAAGAAGGCUUUGAACCCCCUACAGGCACGGACUGCCCAAUCAUAAGCUGUGAUAAGUGUAUCUGGGAUCUGACUGAUGACCUUCGGCUAGCAUAUCUCUCCAUUGAGGAAAGCAAGUCUGGUGUGCUGAGUGUGUCCUCUGGGGCUGCUGCUCAUAGACAUGUGACUGAGGUCAACUCCACCAUUUACCACCUCAAAACUAAAUUGUCAGAAAGAGAAAACCAGUAUAUCCUCAGAAAGAUACAAAUCAACAAUGCUGAGAACACAAUGAAAAGCAUUUUGUCUGAUAUGGAGGAAUUAACUGAAAGGGAAAGUCAGACCUCCAGAAAGGGUCAACUGGCACAGAAAGAAAGCAUGGAUACCAUUAACCAUGCAACUCAGCUCGUAGAGCAAGCGCAUGAGAUGAGAGACAAAAUCAAAGAGAUAAACAACAAAAUGUUGUAUUAUGGAGAAAAGCAGGAACUUAGCUCUGAGGAAAUCUCUGAGAAGCUGGUGUUGGCUCAGAAGAUGCUUGAGGAGAUUAAACACCGUCAACCAUUUCUUACCCAACGAGAACUUGUGGAUGAGGAAGCAGAUGAAGCCCAUGAAUUGUUAAACCAGGCUGAAAAUUGGCAGCGACUGUCCAAUGAUACUCGCUCUUUGUUUCCGGUUGUCCUGGAGCAGUUGGAUGAUUACAAUGCUAAGUUUUCAGACAUCCAGGAAUCACUUGAUCAGGCACUUAACCGUGUCAGAGAUGCUGAAGACAUGAACAGGGUCAUAGCAGCCAGGCAGCGGGACCAUGAGAAACAACAUGAAAGAGUAAGAGAACAAGUAGAAAGUGUGAAUGCAACUCUGAGGCUGUCUUCAGACACUCUGGAAAUUCCACGGCUGACUCUUUCAGAACUUGAUGAUAUAAUAAAGAAUGCAUCUGGCAUUUAUGCUGAAAUAGAUGGAGCCAAAAAUGAACUACAAGGAAAACUAGCCAACCUGAGUAACCUCGGUUAUGAUUUAGUCCAAGAAGCAAUUGACCAUGCACGAAAUCUUCAGCUAGAAGCUGACGAAUUGAGCAGGAAUUUGCACAGUUCAGAUAUGAAUGGUCUGGUUCAGAAGGCUUUGGAUGCUUCAAAUGUCUAUGAAAACAUCGCCAAUUAUGUUAAUGAAGCCAACGAAACAGCUGAAUUUGCUUUGAACAUCACAGAAAGAAUUUAUGAUGCUGUGAGUGGGAUUGAUACUCAAAUCAUUUACCAUAAAGAUGAAAGUGAGAACCUCCUCCAUCAAGCCAGAGAAUUGCAAACAAGAGCAGAUUCUAGCAAUGAAGAGGCAGUAGCUGACACAAGCAGGCGUGUGGAUGGAGCCCAAGCAAGGAAGAGCUUUUUUAAAAACAGAUUAAAUGAUGCCAUUAAGCAACUACAGGCUGCAGAAAGAGGUGACACUCAGCAUCGACUAGAUCAGUCCAAGAUGACCAUUGCAGAAGCUAACAGGACCACACAGCAAGUCCAGGAGGUCACCACCCCCAUGACUAACAAUAUCAACAACUGGUCACAGAAUCUCCAAAGCUUUGACUCUUCUGCUUUCAACACAGCAGUGAACUCUGCCAGAGAUGCAGUAAGAAAUCUGACAGAAGUCAUGCCUCAACUUCUGGAUCAACUUCGUACAGUAGAGCAGAAGAGGCCUGCAAGCAAUGUGUCUGCCAGCAUCCAAAGGAUCCGAGAACUCAUCGCUCAGACAAGAAGUGUCGCCAGCAAGAUCCAAGUAUCCAUGAUGUUUGAUGGUCAGUCAGCCGUUGAAGUACACCCCAAAACUAGUGUGGAUGACUUAAAGACCUUUACAUCCUUGAGCUUGUAUAUUAAACCUCCUACUGUGAAGAAGUCAGAGCAAACUGGAAUUUCAGAUCAGUUUAUCCUGUACCUUGGAAGCAAAAAUGCCAAGAAAGAGUACAUGGGUCUUGCAAUCAAAAAUGAUAACCUGGUGUACAUUUAUAAUUUGGGAAGUAAAGAUGUAGAGAUUCCCCUGGACACCAAGCCUGUGAGCUCCUGGCCUGCUCACUUCAGCAUUGUCAAGAUUGAGAGGGUAGGAAAACAUGGAAAAGUAUUCUUAACAGUCCCCAGUCUAAGUAGUACUGCAGAAGAGAAGUUUAUUAAAAAGGGGCAGUUUACAGAAGAUGACUCUCUACUGGAUCUGGACCCAGAGGACAUUGUAUUUUAUGUUGGUGGAGUGCCUUCAGAAUUUAAGCUCCCUAGCAGCUUAAACUUGCCUGGCUUCACUGGUUGCAUAGAAUUGGCCACUUUAAAUAAUGAUGUGAUCAGCUUGUACAACUUUAAGCACAUCUAUCAUAUGGAUCCCACCAAGUCAGUGCCCUGUGCAAGAGACAAAUUGGCCUUCACACAGAGCCGGGCUGCCAGUUAUUACUUUGAUGGCUCUAGUUAUGCUGUUGUGAGGGAUAUCACAAGGAGAGGGAAAUUUGGCCAGGUGACUCGUUUCGACAUAGAAGUCCGAACAACAGCUGACAAUGGCCUUGUGCUCCUGAUGGUCAAUGGAAGUAUGUUUUUCAGCCUGGAAAUGCGCAAUGGUUACCUACAUGUGUUCUAUGACUUUGGAUUUAGCAAUGGCCCAGUUCAUCUUGAAGAUACAUUGAAGAAAGCUCGUAUUAAUGAUGCAAAAUACCACGAGAUCUCAAUCAUUUAUCACAAUGACAAGAAAAUGAUUUUGGUAGUUGAUAGACGUCAUGUCAAGAGCAUGGAUAAUGAAAAAAUGAAAAUGCCUUUCAAGGACAUAUACAUUGGAGGAGCUCCCCGAGAAAUCUUACAAUCCAGGUUUCUAACAAAACACCUUCCCUUAGAUAUCAACUUUAGAGGAUGUAUGAAGGGUUUCCAAUUCCAAAAGAAAGACUUUAAUUUAUUGGAGCAGACAGAAACCCUGGGAGUUGGUUAUGGAUGCCCAGAAGACUCUCUUAUAUCUCGUAGAGCAUACUUCAAUGGACAGAGUUUUAUUUCUUCAGUUCAGAAACUAUCUUUCUUUGAUGGCUUUGAAGGAGGUUUUAAUUUCCGAACACUACAGCCCAAUGGCUUGCUCUUCUAUUAUGCUUCAGGAUCAGAUGUGUUCUCCGUUUCCUUGGGUAAUGGCAGUGUGAUCAUGGAUGUGAAAGGAACCAAGGUGCAGUCUUUAAAUAAACAGUACAAUGACGGGCUAUCCCACUUCAUCAUCACCUCAGUCUCACCUGCAAGAUAUGAGCUGAUGGUAGAUAAAAACAUAUAUGGGAAUGAGAAUCCUACCAAAGGGAAGGCAGAGCAAACACAAGCAGGUGAAAAGAAGUUUUACUUCGGCGGUUCACCCAUCAGCCCCCAGUUUGCUAAUUUGACUGGCUGUAUAAGUAAUGCCUACUUUACCAGAUUGGAUAGAGAUGUGGAGGUUGAAGAUUUCCAGCAGUACUCUGAAAAGGUCCACACUUCUCUUUAUGAAUGUCCCAUCGAAUCUCCACCACUGUUUCUCCUCCACAAAAAGGGAAAAAAUUCUUCGAAGACUAAAACAAGUUUGAAUAAAAAGGGGGAAAAGAGUAAAGAUGCACCUGCAUGGGACCCAGUUGGCCUGAAAUUCUCAGAGCAGCCUGCUCCAAGAGACUCUCGUUGCCAACUUUCCAAAAGCCCUCGAGCCAUAGAGCAUGCGUAUCAGUAUGGAGGAACAGCCAACAGUCGCCAAGAAUUUGAGCACUUAAAAGAUGAUUUUGGUGAAAAAUCUCAAUUUUCCAUUCGCCUGAAAACUCGUUCUUCCCAUGGAAUGAUUUUCUAUGUCUCAGAUCAAGAAGAGAAUGACUUCAUGACCCUAUUCUUAGCCCAUGGUCGCUUGGUUUUCAUGUUUAAUAUUGGGCACAAGAAACUGAAAAUUAGAAGCCAAGAGAAAUACAAUGAUGGACUGUGGCAUGAUGUUAUAUUUAGUCGAGAAAAGAGCAGUGGCAGACUGAUAAUUGAUGGCCUGCGAGUCCUGGAAGAAAAUCUUCCUCCUACUGGGGCUGCUUGGAAGAUCAAAGGUCCAAUUUAUUUAGGUGGUGUAGCUCCCGGAAGAGCUGUGAAAAAUGUUCAGAUCAAUUCUGUCUACAGUUUCAGCGGUUGUCUCAGCAAUUUCCAGCUCAAUGGGGCCUCUGUCACCUUUGCAUCUCAGACAUUCAGCGUAACACCUUGCUUUGAGGGCCCAAUGGAAACAGGAACAUACUUCUCAACUGAAGGAGGAUACGUGGUCCUAGAUGAAUCUUUUAAUAUUGGGUUGAAAUUCGAGAUUGCAUUUGAAGUGCGGCCCAGAAGUAACUCUGGAACCCUUGUUCAUGGCCACAGUGUCAAUGGAGAAUACCUGAAUGUUCACAUAAAAAAUGGGCAGGUAAUAGUGAAAGUCAACAAUGGCAUCAGAGACUUCUCCACCUCAGUGACACCAAAACAGAGUCUCUGUGACGGCAGAUGGCACAGAAUCACAGUCAUUAGAGAUUCUAAUGUGGUUCAAUUGGAUGUGGACUCUGAAGUGAACCAUGUGGUUGGACCCUUGAAUCCAAAACCAGUUGAUCACAGGGAACCUGUGUUUGUUGGAGGUGUUCCAGAGUCGCUAUUGACGCCACAUUUGGCCCCCAGUAAACCCUUCACAGGUUGUAUCCGUCACUUUGUGAUCGACGGGCAGCCUGUGAGCUUCAGUAAAGCAGCCCUGGUCAGUGGUGCUGUGAGCAUCAACUCCUGUCCUGCAGCCUAACUCAGGGAGCAAAGUGGCCCAAAUACAGUUCUUCAGCGCACUGAAAAAAACACAACGCCAUUUAGGAGACCAGCAACUCCUCCUUCAUAUGGCAGCUCCCACCUGAUUGAGCAAGACUCACUUAAAGGAAUCAUCAGGGAUUGGUUGUUUAUUUGGAACCAACAUGAACUUUGGUGAAGCAGUGUUAAAACUUACUUAAAGUAUACUUAUUUCCUGCUUGUGAAAUUACCUUUUCUGUUUCUAAUAAAAUAGAAGAGAUUUUAAAUAAAUAAA